Molecule: messenger RNA, 1045 nt
Organism: Cuscuta campestris
Lineage: Eukaryota; Viridiplantae; Streptophyta; Magnoliopsida; Solanales; Convolvulaceae
Source: the annotation of a GenBank genome assembly
AGAGUGUGCUUAUAUGUGCAUAAUAUCUAGCUACUUUAUUCUGGUGAAAUUUCAAAUGAACUCUUCACACCAUUCACACCAGAAAUGUUCAUCAGGUACUCUGGGAGAAAAAAAGAUUAAAAUCUAAAAAAAAAUCAUGUUCCACUAAGAACUUCUCUAAACCUAAUUUAAUUCCACAUUUUUUUUAGAGGAUUCCAAGUUUCUGAAUUCAUAUUCAUUGAUCUUUUUUGAACCCGAUUUAGACCACCAGAGGGUCAUAGGGAAGAAUAAAAGGAAUAUAGUUGCCUCCAUGUAUGAAGUUCGGCAUCUUUCAUAUGCCCUCUCAAGAAAACUUUGCACAUAGCUCACAAGACCAACAGCAAAUUUAGGCAAUGCUUGAGCCCAACCAAUUAGUUAACACUCGUAUGCGGGAAGGUGGUUCUGUUACUACUCAUAUCAAUGUUUUCAAUACCAUUAUAUCCCGUUUGCUAUCAGUAGAUAUCAAAUUUGAUGAUGAGGUACAAGCUUUGCUUCUUUUAUCUUCUUUACCAGAUAGUUGGGCAGGAUCAGUCACGGCUAUAAGUGGUUCAGCUGGAAACACCACACUCACGUUUGAGGGAAUCCGUGAUUUUAUCUUAGGAGAAGACAUCAGGAGAAAGAAUACAGAGGACACAGUCGAGUCCUGGAUUAUGGACUCAGGUGCGUCGUUUCAUGCUAUCUCUAGUUCGAGAAAGAUGAAGAAUCUCAGACAAGGCAACUUUGGUACUGUAAGUCUUGCUAAUAAUCAAACGCUGGAUAUUACUGGGGUGGGAGAUAUUGACUUAAAAACCAACUUGGGAACAAUUUGGACAUUGAAAGAUGUCAGGGUUGAGUUUGACACAGGAGCAGAAAAUCAGGGAGCUAAACUAGUUCCUGAACCGGUUUCCGAACAAGAAACUGGAACAAUUGUGGACACAGUUCCAGAGCUUGAAGUCGGUGGAAAUGAUAAGUCAGAGGUAGCUUCUGACAGUGGGAGUUCGGAGUCUGAAGAUGAACAAUCCCCAUCUGACCACACUGAUCAGUGGAG